UUUUUUUAUUAAUUUAAAAUUUGUGGUUUAUGGUAUUUUUAAAUAAAGACUGUACACUCUAUACUCUACCGAGUAAUUACUGUCGACUCCACUGAUCCCCAAGGUGUAUACAAAUUUAUUUUAAUUGGAAAAGGGUUUUGUUGCCCAUUCUUUUAAAUUCAGCCGUGACAUGACCUCUUUGAGGGAGUUGUCAUAUGAUCUAGCACUGUACCUGAAGAACAUUAUAAAAAAGAGAAAAUGGUUCACAUACACACUCUUAAACAGGCGCAUCAAACAGUUUAAGUAUAAAGGAUCUGAAGCCCUCACAAAGCCAUGUGCUGUCCACCCUGAUGGAUCUAGAUUAUCAGGGCAAGCCAUCCAAAACCGGAACCUUCUGAGAUUGUUACCUGUUUUAAUUGGUGACAAAGUCCAAAAUCAUGAAGAUGAAGUAUGGCAGUUAGCUCUUCAACUUAGACAUCGUGGAGCUUAUUUGUGCUCAGAAUAUUUCCUUGUCCCAGACAGCAUAUCUUGACAUUUUGAUCCAAGAAUAUUUGGAUUCUAGGAAGAUGUUAUUUCCUGAAAUUCCACUUAAACCCAAGCACCACUUUUUGCGCCAUUAUGAAGCACUGUUGUUGAAAUUCGGUCCAUUGAUAAGAUUGUGGACGCUUAGAUUUGAAAGUAAGCAUAGCUAUUUUAAAAGGUGUGCCAGACACUUCAAAAACAUUUGUCAAACCUUGUCAGAGGUUAUCAGGCAUAUCUUUUAGGUGGGCAAGAAUGCAGUAAAGUACUGCAUGUGAAGGACAGCUGUGCGUUUUAUCCCAACCUCUACAGUGACACUAUUAAACAUGCAGUCAGGGAGUUUCCUUUUACAGAAAGUAACACUACAGUUGCCACUGACAUUCAGUACAAGGGCACUGUAUAUAAAAAGACAGUUUCUCGUGUGCAGAAAUGAGGAGUACAUAGAGUUUGGUGAACUUCUACUCAUCUUGAUUCAAAAUAAUGCAUCUGUGUAUGUUUUGAUAGUUACCCACAAAGGCAUUUUCCUCUCAGAAUACCAUUUGUAUUCUGUGACAAAGGACAGUCUUGGGUUACAGUGUAUUAACAUUGAUAACCUACCAGAUUUCUAUCUUUUGGUAUCCUACAUCCUUGAUGGAAACCAAGUCAUUCCACUGAAGCAUAGUAUUGUGGAAAAAUAAAGUGUAAUGGCUAAUGCUUCUCACACUAAAUAUUAUACACUAACAUUACAAGUGUGAUGAGGUGCAUGUUACUGCUCAAAGCAUUACAUAUAGUUUCUUCUGUUUUGUUUGAAGGUGACGUUUCUUCUUCAGCACAAGUAUGAGUGACUCAGAGCCAACCUUCUUACAUGAUGCCAUCAUGGAAGUCCUACCAGAACUUCCAGCAGUAACCAAAAACAUCUUAGAAGAGCACAUGCAGUCCAUUGGAGUCGAGACACAUGAUGAUUUACGCUUCAUAGAGGAGGCUGAUUUGAUGACCGUAUUCAGACUUGUUCAAGCCAGAAAACUUCUUUCUGUUUGGAAACAAAAAUACUAGACUCCUGAAAACAGCUCAAUUUCGUCUGAAGCCUCACCUGACCAAUCGCUGUCAUUGAUAUCAGUUUCACCCCAAAGUUCAUCAUCCACCUCGUCCAGCAACCUACAACUUGACACACACUGGGAGGACAACUUUGAAAUUCCAUGGACUAAAUUUCCAGAGGAACUGAUGCAACCUUUGGAGAGGGGGAAAAGGCCAGGCCCAAAACUCAGGAGACAGAUGGUCCGGAUUGUUGUGACUGAGAUGAUGGAAAAAUGCCCUCACGUAGGUAAAAAGCAUUCAACCGAUGUCGCAAAAAAAAUGGUGUCAAAAUACCCCAAAUCUUUACAAGAUAUCAUAGAAGGAGACAUUGUACCCUUGUCAAACAGUUGCAAAACAGAAUUGAAAAUGUGAGACGCACUUCAACACCCAAAAUAAGAAAAAGAAAACAUGAGAGUAACUCAGACGACACAGAUGAGAUCCCAUUAGAAGAGAGAGCAGCAAUGCAGGACACUUACGGAUGCAUUAAAUGGAAUGUACAAUUCCUGCCUCAUGAAGAAACUCGAGAAAGCCAGCAGCAAAAGAUGGAAAAACUCAAGGAGAUGUUUCAACAGUCUGAUGCCAAUCCAGAGGAGGUGAAGGGUCUUAUGAAGUCCACCUUUUACACACAGCGCCAACAUGUCAACCAGGGUAAAAGUAUCAAGUGCCUCAGAGAGGACUGGCCAUUUUUGUUUGAUGAAAUUGGCAUGUCAGUCCACUUCAAGGAACUCACUGGGAUCAACCUCAAAGAGACAUUUAUAUGCAAUUUGGAUUUAAAGGGGAAAAGGCUCCUCAACUACCUGACCACUGUUUGUGUCAAGAAGAAUAAGAAGUUCCUUCAGACCUACGCAAGACUUCAGAGGAUGCGGGGACAGCAGAGUGGCUGCUCAGAGGAUGUGAAAGAGAUGGUCCUGCUUCUCCUCAGCUACUUUGAUGAGAAGGAGGAGUCCAUAUUCUUCUAUGUAGAUGAAACAAGUCUGGCAGAAGAUGUGCAACUGGAGCAGGUGUUUCUAACACCAGCCAUCAUUGUCUGUGGACAAUCAUGCUAUUCCUCAACAAGGUACAUGCUGAGUCUCUAUCAGACCCUUAUCAACACAAACAUCCCCUCCUUCAUUUCUGCAUUGUGCCUGAUGUUCGGGAGCUACUACUGUUUUAACAUCCAUUAUCCAUCUGAGCUGGCUUCAACUCUGGAAUUUCUUCAAAGGUGUUUUUUCACGAUAAAUCCAGAAAAGGGAACCAAAGUGGAGAAUAAAAACUCAAAGCGUCGUCUCAACCUGAACCCCGUGUCCUCACCCUGAUACAGGAAAUCACCGAUCACGAGUGGUGUGACACCUAAAUAAGGACUCUCUGUGGACUCUUACUGUUCAUUGAAGAGAUACUGGAAGUUUUCAUUUUGUGGACCGUUCGUAGGAUAAAAAGUACUUGAAGUUUCUGCUUUGCAGACUGUUCAUUGGAGAAAUACUGCAAGGUUUUGUUUUUUGGACUGUUUUGUUGAAGAAAAGGUACUACAAGUUGUUGCUUUGUGGACUGUUUGUUGAAGUACUGCAUUUUUUUUUUGCUUAAAAAUCUACAAUUUGUGUUACGUAAUUACGGCAGUUUGGAUAUGUUUUUUGAUUUGAAGUGUUAAGAUAACUUGUGAACAUUUUACAUUUAAUCUGCUUUCAGUUUUUUGCCUGGCACUUGAAAAUUUUGUAAAUUUAAAAUCUUUCUGAUUUAAAGAAGCUAAUCUGCAGCUUUUCAUUUUGGAUUAAGUCAUAGUCACAGAAUACAUUGGCCUACUGACUUGUUAACAACUGAGGAAAAUAAAGUUUUCAAAAAAGUGA
Molecule: messenger RNA, 3371 nt
Organism: Pygocentrus nattereri (red-bellied piranha)
Lineage: Eukaryota; Metazoa; Chordata; Actinopteri; Characiformes; Serrasalmidae
Exons: 4
Coding region: 2013-2846 (277 amino acids)
Source: RefSeq, a predicted model, not a curated record